CAUCAAGCCACCAUUGGAUUCUUCAUCCAUUUUAUUGUGGAUCCAAGUUCACUGAGUCUGUGUCCGCCUGGAAGCGAACAAUACCCAGAUCCAUACGCCUCAGGUACAUUUCGCCAUGGCCUCGAACAUGCUGGCCAGGGCCCCAGAUAGCUGGAACUCCAAUGCAUCCUACCAUCCCCCAUCAUCAUAUCAUCACGAAGCUUUGGUUGCCAUCGCUGCCGCCUUCCUGGCAGUCACAAUCACUUUCACCAGCUUACGCUUCUUCGUGCGAGGCUACAUGAUUCGAUCACUCGGCUGGGAUGAUUGGUUGAUUCUACUUGCCUUGGGCAGCUUCCUUUGUCAAGCCGCCUUCCUGGUACACAUCGCUUGGAUAGAACAAAAUCACGAUCUCGAGACAAUCAAGCCCCUCUCCAAUGCUUUGGAGUAUGUUGUGCUGGAAUUUGCUUUCUAUCUUCUUACGACCAUCUUCCUGAAGCUUUCAUUGGCCGUUUUCUUCCUGCGCAUUGUUCUGGCGAAGUGGCAGCGUCAAGUCAUCAUCAUCAGCACCAUCGUCUUCUCGGUCUACACCUUUGGCUUCUUCUUUGUCGCCAUCUUCCAAUGCGGCGAUCCGGCGAAGUACCUCAUCCACAAAGUGCAAGGCAAAUGCAUAGCAUGGAGUGCUCUUGGCCCGAUGAAUUACAUCCACGGCGUCAUGAACGCUCUAACUGAUUGGGUCUUUGUGUCUCUCCCGAUCUUGGUCGUUCGCAAAGCCAACAUGCGUGGCAGAGACAAGUAUUCCGUGGUUUUCGUUCUCAUUAUCGGUGUCCUCGGCAGUGUGGCCUCUGUGGUCCGUCUGUUCUACAUCAACGAUCUGCACUCCGGUGACCAAGAUGCCACCACAUUCUUCUCAAACGCAUCGACCAUUGCUAUCGCCAGCACAAUCGAGCCUGGAAUGGGAAUAGUGGCAGCAUGCAUGGCAACCUUGCGACCCAUGUUCAAAAGCGUCUUGGACCGUACUCGCACACACAUCUCGAGCGCCUCGGAGAAGAACAAGCUUUCCACUGCGGAGCGCGGCCUUCCCUCACGUAGUGGUGUCACUUCACCACCUCAAUCACCUCGCCGUGGAGAAUUUGCACAGUAUGGAUUCGCUUCAGAAGGCAAGUCUCGCGCAAAGAGCGAGCCGUUCGUGGAAAUGGUCAACCUACCCUCAGGAAGAACUUCCAGAGCCGGCUCAGACGAAGUCGUGGUACAAUUCGAUACCGUUCAGUCAGAAAGCCGCGAGUCACAGACCGACCUUCUGGCCGAGCUACAACAAGCCAAGCAAGCCUACAGUGCACGUAUCUGGAGCGGAAAAGGCGACGCGCGGGUACAGCCAAACCUCUUGCUUCCCGAUUGUUGAUGUACUUUCAAACACCUGG
Aureobasidium pullulans EXF-150 is the source of this 1397-nucleotide messenger RNA. RefSeq lists its product as uncharacterized. Lineage: Eukaryota; Fungi; Ascomycota; Dothideomycetes; Dothideales; Saccotheciaceae. The coding region runs from base 116 to 1378 and encodes 420 amino acids. The transcript has 3 exons. The record is from RefSeq and is a predicted model, not a curated record.